CUUCUAGAAGCAGUCUCUGGCGGCACCGUCCGAGUCAGUCAACGCUGUGCUCGAUGCCGCACCAAGUCAGCUGCGCCCAAGUCAUACGACAUCGAGAACUUGAGGUGCAAUUUAGGCAAAGCAGCAAAGCAAAGAUCUGUCGGAUAAUAGACCACGGUUCAGCAAAAGCACAACAUUCCACGAGUCCGAUAAAGAAACAAAUACUGUUUUACGAAGUUAAACUUCAAGUCCUACCAUUAUAUUCGACCGAUAAAUUCGACUAUUCACAAUGAAGGCAUCCAUUAUUACCAUGACCAUGGCUUUCUUGGGUGCAGCAGUCUCCCAAGAGAUCUUCAGAUGCCGUUGCGCAAGCGGAAGCAAUUUCGACGUGAGCCUGGACGGCAUCUCAAGUUUAUGUACCUCAAAGGGCGGAGAGAUCGAAAGCGCAGGUUUGUGCGUCAAGGUGCCCUCCAGAUUCACAGACGAUGAGUGCAUAAAGGUCGAAGCCGGAGCCAAGGGCGAUUGCAUCGUGGACACCAUCUCCGGCGGCUCCACCAGCUCUGUGUCCUCACCUGGCGCUACAGCACAAGCUACUCCUAAGCCUAGAGCUCUCGAUCCUCAGUCAUGGGUGGCAUAGUAUGGUGGAUACAGGGACGGUUAUUGCUGAUGAUGGGGCUACCUUAUCAUUGAGUUCCGUCGAAUGCCGCUCAAUUCUCUGAUUUAGUAGCGCUUAGG
Molecule: messenger RNA, 714 nt
Organism: Colletotrichum godetiae
Lineage: Eukaryota; Fungi; Ascomycota; Sordariomycetes; Glomerellales; Glomerellaceae
Exons: 3
Coding region: 269-616 (115 amino acids)
Source: RefSeq, a predicted model, not a curated record